AUGGUCUCAAUCUCAUUCCCUCCCGUAAAGGCAGUCUCUUCUAACCCGGUGGUGAUACAGGCCAGGGUGGCAAACUUUGAAGUUGGAAAGGUAUAUUUAGACAAUGGAAGUUCCUCCGACAUAAUAUAUGAACAUUGUUUUCAAAAGUUACCUCAAAGAGUUACAGAUCUUAAGCGUCCAUCAAGGACUCAGCUUGUCAGUUUCAUGGGAGAGUCUAACAGGCCGGUAGGAGAAGUUUCAAUGGAGACAUCUGAUAUGACAGGAGUCCCAAGAGAGUUAGCUGAGCACGCAUUAAAUGCCAAUCCCAACAUUUCACCAAUAAGACAAAAGAAGAGGGGAAUGUCUCAAGAUAGAAGCAAAGCUGCAUGUGAACAAGUCAACGAAAUGGUGGAAGCUGGAAUUCUUAGAGAAGUUAAGUAUCAAACCUGGGUGGCCAACCCAGUCAUGGUGAAAAAGCCAGAUGUUUCUUGGAGACUUUGUGUAGAUUUUAAAUACAUCAACAAAGCUUGCCCGAAAGAUAACUACCCCCUCCCAGAAAUAGACUGGAAGGUGGAAUCUCUUGAUGGGUUUAGAUUAAAAUGUUUCCUGGAUGCUUAUAAAGGGUACCAUCAAAUUUCUAUGAAGAAGAUAGAUGAAGACAAGACAGCCUUCCAUACAGAUCAAGGAAUUUAUUGUUUUGAGAAAAUGCCUUUUGGCCUAAAGAAUGUCGGGGCUACUUAUCAGCGUUUGAUAGACAAAGCAUUCAGAGAUCAAAUUGGAAGAAAUGUGGAAGCCUUUGUGGAUGACAUUGUGAUAAAGAGUCAGGCUGAGGAAAUAAUGUUGGCAGAUGUACAAGAGACCUUUGACACCUUAAGAAGCAUCGAUAUGAAAUUAAACCCAUCAAAGUGUAGCUUUGGAAUGGAAGAAGGAAAAUUUCUUGGACACAUUGUGACUCCUAAAGGAAUCAAGGCAAACCCUAAGAAAAUUCAAGCGGUAAUAGACAUGGCAUCCCCUCGAACCAAGAAGCAAGUUCAAAGUCUUAAUGGGAAGUUGGCUGCCCUAGCAAGAUUUCUGUCAAAGUCUGCCGAAUGGUCUUUGCCUUUCUUUAGAACAUUAAAGGGAUGCUUAAGGAAGCAAGACUUUUCGUGGUCGGCUGAAGCAGAGGAGGCAUUCAAGGAUAUGAAGAAGUUCCUUGCUGACCUCCCAACUCUCACAACCCUGAUCCCAGGUGAAACACUUACUCUAUACCUUGCUGCUUCUAAAGAAUGUGUUAGUGCAGUAUUACUUGCAGAAAGAAGCAAUGGCCAAAUGCCAAUAUAUUUCGUAAGUAGAGCCUUAAAAGGCCCAGAAAUAAAUUAUCCAUGUUUGGAGAACUUAGCUCUUGCCUUGGUCCACGCGGCCAGACGCCUAAGGCGAUACUUCCAAGGUCACCCUAUUCGGGUUCUGACUGACAAGCCAAUAAGGCAAGUGCUAGCCAAACCUGAAGUAUCUGGACGAUUAGCCAAGUGGGCUAUAGAACUGGGUGAACAUGAAAUUAGCUUCCACCCAAGAACAUCCAUCAAGGGCCAAAUCUUGGCUGAUUUCUUGGCAGAAACUGACUCUUCCGAUGUCGCAGGAAAAGAAGUUCAAGAGGUCCAGGAAACCCAGGAAGAGGAAGGCCCAAAGUGGACCCUCUUCACAGACGGAGCAUCUAAUCAAGAAGGAUCAGGAGCAGGUCUUAUCUUAAUCGAUCCCGAGGAAAUAGAAUACACUUAUGCAUUAAGAUUCAACUUCCCAGCAUCCAACAAUGAGGCAGAGUAUGAAGCACUCCUUGCUGGCCUCAGAAUGUUAAAACAAAUGGGAGUAAAGAAAAUACAAGUAUUUGUAGAUUCCCAAUUAGUGGCAAACCAGAUCAAUGGCACAUUUGAAGCUAAUCAAGCAUCCAUGCAACUUUACUUAGAAGAAACAAAGAAGCUUAUUGGAGAAUUUGAGUCUUUUCAUAUAGAGCAAGUUAGAAGGAACCAGAAUAAGAAGGCGGAUGCUCUGAGCAAGCUAGCUUCAUUAACCUUUGCUCACCUCACCAAAGAAGUCUUGGUUGAAGUCCUACAAGAAAAGUCUAUAAUAAAAGGUAAGGAAGUAUCUCAAGUUGAAGAGGAAGAAGACUGUUGGAUGACCCCAAUUUACAAUUUCAUCAAGAAUGAAACACUUCCAGAGGACAACCAUGAAGCUCAGAAGGUGAGAAUGAAGGCACCAAUGUACCUCCUUAUCGAAGAUAAACUAUUCAGAAAGUCUUUUCUAUGUCCGCAUCUCCGAUGUGUAGGCCCUUCCCAAGCUCAAACUCUAAUUCAAGAAGUUCAUGGGGGUACAUGUGGAAUUCAUGCUGGACCAAGAUCAGUGGCCACAAAGAUAAUGAGGCUUGGUUAUUACUGGCCUUCAAUGAACAAGGAUGCCAAGGAAGAGAUAGAAAAGUGGGAAUCCUGCCAAAUACAUGCUCCAAUAUCAAGAAUGCCAAAGCAAGAUCUCAUUCCAGUAAACACUGCUUGGCCAUUUUACAAGUGGGGGAUUGACAUUGUAGGUCCGUUCCCGGUUGCAGUUGGAAAUGUAAAGUUCUUAAUAGUGGCUGUCGACUAUUUUUCUAAGUGGGUCGAAGCUAAACCACUUGCUACAAUCACUGGUCAAAAGGUGAUCAACUUCGUUUGGGAAUACAUAGUAUGUCGAUUUGGAGUACCGCAUGUGUUGGUAAGUGACAAAGGAAAACAAUUUGCUGAGAAUCCAUUCAAGACAUGGUGUGAAGAUAUGGACAUUAGACAAGUAUUUACCUCAGUUGCCCAUCCUCAGGCCAAUGGACAAGUGGAAGUGAUGAACAAAGCAAUAGUGGGAGGUAUCAAAGCAAGGCUUGGCAAAUGUAGAACCGGUUGGGUGGAUGAGCUUGUAGGAGUACUAUGGGCACACCGGACUACCCCAAGAGGAAGCACUAUGGAAUCACCAUUCAGUCUUGUCUAUGGAACCGAGGCAGUCAUCCCACCAGAACUAAGCAUUCCAAGUCAUCGCAUUGUAAACUUUAAUCCAGCCUAA
Molecule: messenger RNA, 3033 nt
Organism: Erigeron canadensis
Lineage: Eukaryota; Viridiplantae; Streptophyta; Magnoliopsida; Asterales; Asteraceae
Exons: 2
Coding region: 1-3033 (1010 amino acids)
Biological process (GO): DNA integration
Molecular function (GO): nucleic acid binding; RNA-DNA hybrid ribonuclease activity
Source: RefSeq, a predicted model, not a curated record